Messenger RNA from Symbiodinium necroappetens, 864 nucleotides. NCBI's taxonomy places the organism in Eukaryota, Dinophyceae, Suessiales, Symbiodiniaceae. The record is from the annotation of a GenBank genome assembly.
AUGCCAGUGCACGCCCCGCCGCUGUGCAAGACGGUGCCGUACUACCGCCAGGACUACAAGCACAUUUCUUGGUUCCGCCGUGUGUACUGGGUCCUUUGCCUGGCAGUGGCCUACGGCGGCCUUUUCUUUCCGUGGCUUGGCCUGGUCCUGGUGCCCAUCAUGACAGGUCUGACUCUCUUGGGCUUCUUCCGGGGCCGCGAGUGGUGCGGCAACUUCUGCGAUCGUGGCGCCCUCAUGGACGGGCCCCUUCGCAUGGUCCAUGCAAAGCUCUUCGCGCUGCCCUUAAUCCGCAGGGCCCCCGACACCGUGGGCCAAAUCCCGGAGGUGCUCAAACACCCGGCAGUCAGGUUGCUGGUCUUCGCCAUCCUCAUUACAUUCUUCGUGUCUCGCGUGAUCAUGGCGUGUGUGGAAUGCCAGGAUUUCGAAGGUCCGGACUUCUGGAAGAAGAUCGCAAUGAUUGGCUCGCGGAUGUGGCUAAUUUCCGUUUCGAUGGUCAUCGCCAUGGGAAUUCUUUGCGGCCCGCGCUCAUUCUGCUAUGUGUGCCCAAUGGGCACCUGGCAAAUCGCGAUGCACUGGAUCCAUCACAAGAUUUUCGGCAAGAGCUCGAACAAGUGUGAGCCCCUCAUCACUCUGGUUGAUCCAGAUGCUUGCCUCAAAUGCGGGCAGUGCACACGGGUGUGCCCUAUGCAGCUGGACGUUCACAACGAGUUUGACGAGAUGGGCCAGCUGCGGAAUGUAGACUGCAUCAAGUGCGGCUCCUGUGUGUGGUAUUGUGCCCAGCAGAUCCUGGAGUUCCGUGCGCCCAACGUCAACGAGCACCCGAACCCACGUAGCUCCCCGAAUGUGCCAGCUCCUGCGAAGCAG